This is a messenger RNA of Momordica charantia (bitter melon), 1386 nucleotides long. RefSeq names its product putative lactoylglutathione lyase, chloroplastic. The record is from RefSeq and is a predicted model, not a curated record. Lineage: Eukaryota; Viridiplantae; Streptophyta; Magnoliopsida; Cucurbitales; Cucurbitaceae. Gene Ontology annotation, cellular component: cytoplasm. Gene Ontology annotation, molecular function: metal ion binding; lactoylglutathione lyase activity.
AUUCUUAUUGGCUCACUGGGAACCAGCGGCGCAGAUAGAGAACUACGCGGACACAACUGAGAGAGAGAGUGAAGAAUGGUGAGGAUAACUCCAAUGGCGUCCUCCUCUCUUCGUCCUUCUUUGUCGGCGUUUAGGUCCGCCGGAUUUUCUCGCUCUGGCCUCUCUCUCUCUUCCUUCAACACUUCUCGCAGGAUCGCUUUGUUGCACCUCGGCAGUGCUGUUCCACAGUUUCAAAACUUUGGUCUGAAAGCUUCUGAACUGUUAAGGGGAGAAGGCAUCAAUAUCGAGAUGACUGCAGCUGGAAAUGCAGCCCAAGCAAGCACUAGUGCUUCGUCUGAAAAUAUCUUAGACUGGGUGAAACAGGACAAGAGAAGAUUGCUUCAUGUUGUCUAUCGUGUUGGAGACUUGGACAAGACCAUAAAAUUCUAUACAGAGUGUCUCGGAAUGAAGCUGCUGCGAAAACGUGACAUACCAGAGGAGAAAUACACAAAUGCCUUUCUUGGGUUUGGUCCGGAGGAUUCACACUUCGUGAUCGAACUCACUUAUAAUUAUGGAGUUGACAAGUAUGAUAUUGGCACUGGGUUUGGCCAUUUUGGUAUUGCGGUUGAAGAUGUUUACAAAACCGUAGAACUCAUAAAAGCUAAGGGCGGGAAAGUGACCCGAGAAGCUGGCCCUGUGAAAGGGGGCAGUACCGUUAUUGCUUUUAUUGAAGAUCCGGAUGGUUAUAAGUUUGAACUUAUAGAAAGGGGACCUACUCCUGAGCCUUUAUGUCAAGUAAUGCUUCGUGUGGGUGAUCUUGAUCGCUCAAUCGAGUUCUACAAGAAGGCUUAUGGAAUGGAGCUUCUACGUACACGAGAUAAUCCAGAUUACAAGUAUACUAUAGCAAUGAUGGGUUAUGGUCCAGAAGACAAAAAUGCUGUUAUGGAGUUGACAUAUAAUUAUGGUAUCACUGAUUACGAAAAAGGGAAUGCUUAUGCUCAGAUUGCUAUAGGUACAGAUGAUGUUUAUAGAACUGCAGAAGCAGUGAAACUUAGUGGGGGAAAGAUCACCCGAGAACCCGGACCGUUGCCUGGUAUUAACACCAAGAUUACAGCUUGCUUGGAUCCUGAUGGCUGGAAGACGGUUUUUGUAGACAACAUUGAUUUUCUCAAGGAGCUGGAAUGACCAAUGAGACACUCUACUACCAAGCUCGCCCUCGGCGCAUCCCAACAUGAAAGCCAUUUUGACAUCAAAUUUGUUGGCCCCCUUUUUCUCUUAUUUUAUAUUUUAUCAUUACUUGAGGAGCUUCUGGAAUUUACGUAGAAAGACCUUUCUGCCCCUGAGCAAUAAUGCACUCAAGGAUUUGUAAUCAUAUUACCCUCAUAGAAGAUCUGAUCUGUUUUUCCA